Molecule: messenger RNA, 6427 nt
Organism: Cephus cinctus (wheat stem sawfly)
Lineage: Eukaryota; Metazoa; Arthropoda; Insecta; Hymenoptera; Cephidae
Exons: 5
Coding region: 352-4614 (1420 amino acids)
Source: RefSeq, a predicted model, not a curated record
CGUAGAUACCUUAGUGGGUAGGGUACCUAUAUAGAUAUCUCUCUCAUCCGGCAGUGGUGGGAUAAACUGGAGCUUCGCUUCUCUGUUAAGUCAAGUGGAUCGACUUCACGGAGUACCAGUUGACACCCGACUACUCCUGCGAGUAGAGGUGGGUGCAGGUAUUUGGACGGACCUGAGGUGUCUUUUAUGUACUUUUCAAAGAAGCUACCGGAAGUGGAGCGAUUUUAUUCUGGAUUUGGACAAUACUUAUCGGAUUAUAUUUUCUCCUGAGUAACGAAAGAGUUAAAGUCCCUAUUGAAGUACGCGGUGUGAGCUCGGGCGCAUGCGCGUUCAUGUAUUUAUAGUGGAGAUAUGUUGCUGCACUCGUUACUACUUAUAUUCUGGGCGACGGCCACGCUCGCCACACCACCGCCGGGUUACGUGAAAAAACCAGAUAACGACAAAGAUCCACCGGCGUAUAGCUACCGGUAUGAAAUCGGUGAGACUGAUGGCAAGGGACAUGGAAAAUCUGAAACCAGAUCAGGAGAAUUGGCGAAAGGACGGUACUAUGUGAAUUCUGAUAGAUCUAGUACUGACGUCAAAUAUUUUGCUGAUGAAUGGGGUUAUCAUCCAUUGGUGCAUUAUGGUCUUUCUAAUGAGCACAGUGCAACCAGUGCUAGCUUCGCACUGGGAGAACCAGCGGUGACUGCAUUGAAGAAUGGUGGAGACGUGGGUCCACAUGUGGAAUUGCCAAAAAUGACACAGCGUCGUCCACUGCAAAUCAUUCAACCGUACACAAUCGAACAAGGCGUGAGUCCUACGAAGAAUUACGAUCCUGGACAAGAUUUGGUUCCGGAAGUUAGCCCAGUCUCACAGUCGAACGAUGCUACAUCUUCCGGUCAGCCAACAGACGAAAACAAAUCAGACCCAAAUGAGUCACAGCCAAUAUUACUGAUACCAAACUUCACAACUAGCAGACCAAUAUAUCGAGUAACGACGAUAGCGCCACUACCGGAAGUAACUGGCACUAACAGCAAUCUCCUAGAGGAUCUUUUGCUGGUGCAAAAUGACGGAAACUUUGGACAGCGUCUGCCAAGUGGAGCUACGAAAAAUUUUGAUUAUCAAACGACAACUAGGGCUAGUACUACAGGAUCCUUUAAAUUAACUAAACAAAAUGGUGACGUAACCUAUAGAAUUCACGAGGAUGAGAAUCCCAACAGAGCAUUUUUAACGUCUGUGAAGAAAAAUCAUAAACAAGACAGACUUAAACAAUAUUUAUAUAGUCAACAAUUGUUUGCGCCAACUGGGAGGGUCAAUAUAUCAGACAGUAUUCUACAAGGACUACACGUGUUUUCAACAACUGUCGCACCUCCAGUGUCAACUACUGCUACCCAAUUGUCGACAGGAGGUGAAGUAAAUUACGAGUACAGUAAUACAAUCGAGCAUGAGAGACAAUCGUAUGCAGGACUGUCCAGUUAUACUACAAGUUCAUCAAAAAAUAGUUAUGAAAAUGCUCAAAGAAAUCCUGAAAUAAUAAAUUAUGAGCUAGACGUAAAUUUGGGUACCAAGGAAAAGCUGACAACACCUGGUCUAUCAGCUUAUACAACCAAGGCACCACCAAGUUAUAAAGUUGAAUCGUCCACAACUGUAAAUGCAAAUAGAGGAACAUUCUCAAAACCAAUAGUUGUUGCUGAAAUUGCACAAUAUAAACCAGAGUACAGUACAACCUUUACGUGUGACGAUGAAGUUUCUAGUACCCCUAAUCCAGGAUUCUCGACUACUUUAGGACCUGAGACUUUGGGUGAAUCUAUCUUGGUCACGCCUAAACCUCGUGGACCUGGUCACAUCACCACUUCAUCCGUCAUAUUGAACCCAAUUCAGGCUGGUGUUGCCCUGGUCAAUGCAGGUGAAACUCAUCUAAUAGGUGGUGACACUUCAGGAGGUACACCUGCACCUGUUAAGGAAGAAAUUGCCGAUGAUACCGAGGAUGCUAGUAAUUAUGAUCGGCAAGAGGUCGUACAGAAUCAGGAUAAGUCGAGAGUUUUUUACGAGAAGAUCAAUCCCGCCUUUGGUCAAGAAAGAAAUCUUGUUAAAGACAUUUUAGAUCAAGAGGUUGAGGUACAAAAGUCUGUUGAAAUAUAUCACAAUGCACCUAUGCACGAAAUCCAUUAUCCUGCCGAGUUGAUACGAACUGAUCAGAGCUAUCAACUUCAAAAUGUGAAUCAGCACUCUAAUGAUAACAGUGCUGCUACCAGUUUUGAUAUUCGAAACAAUAUAUACAAUUCCGAGCAAAAUACCGGGGAAAAAUUAGGAUCCGGAAAUAUUUUAGGAACUGUGGAAUCAGGAUCAGUUGGGCAAAGUGAAUCGUUGGAGGUUCGAAAUGAUGGGUCCUACCAACAUGCCACCUUACAAGGAUUGAUUAACCAACCUGCUGAUAAUCAAGGGAAGUACCAAUCGCAGGUAUAUGUUGGCAACAAUGAACAUUCUCAGCAAGUAAUUGAAGAGGAUAGUAAUCAACAAGUGUACCAAUCUCAAAGUUUGAUCAGUAAUACUCAAGAAAAUACCGAACAGCAAUCUAUAAAUUUAGCUAGUAAUAGUCAGGCUUACCAACCACAGACUUACGUUGAGAAUAAUCAAAAUUUGGAACAGAACAUCAACGAGGCUGCUAAUGUACAGGUUUAUCAACCACAAAUUUAUGUUGAAAAUAAUCAAAAUGCUCAAGAGCAAAUUAUAAAUGAAGCCAACAAUGGUCAGACGUACCAGUCGCAGGUUUACGUUGAAAAUAAUCAAAAUGGUCAUGAAAUCGUAAACGAAGUCAAUAAUGCUCAAAAUUCCCAGCAACAAAUAUACUUUCCGAAUAAUCAAAAUGUUCAACAGCAGCCCACGAAUGAAGCAAGUAACUCGCAGGUAUACGAAUCUCAAAAUAACGUGAAUGGUAAUCAAAAUGCGUUGCAACAAGCAAUCAACGAAGGUCAAGUGUAUCAACCACAAAUUUAUAUCGGGCAUAAUCAAAAUCCACCGCAACAAGUAAAUAUACCAACCAAUCAACAGGUGUACCAAUCACAGAUCACUCAACAAAAUGGUCAAGAAAAUGCUCAAAGUCAGAGUGAUGUCAAUUUUGGCAACAUUCAAUCCUACAAGUUGAAUCAAAAUGGGGCAACAUAUACCUCGGAAUUAAAUCAUGGUCAUCAACAACUGGCAGUAACAUUACCAUAUACACUUGAGGCAUCCAAGGAAAUAACUAUACCUGGCUUAAGUAGGGAACAAAGUGUUGAAGACACUCAACAGGACCUAGGAAAGUUUUUAGAUUAUUCCCUGCAAAUCCCCCUAAGUAAACCAAUCGAUGGACGAACUCCAGAAUCUGGAUCAUACGUGAUACAAGUCGAAAAACAAGUACCUUAUCCGAUAACACAAUUAAUUGAAAAAAAGGUCGAGAUACCACAACCACAUCCGGUUCAAGUAAUUCAAACGUAUCCAGUUGAGGUUGAAAAGGUCGUUGAAAAGAAAAUACAGGUAUCACAGCCAUAUCCGGUACACGUGCAGGUACCAGUCGAAAAGAUAAUCGAGAAGAAAAUUCCUCAAACGUUUGUAGUUGAAAAAAUUAUUCAAAAACCAGUACCGCAACCGUAUCCUGUUGAAAAAAUAGUGGAAAAAACGGUACACGUGCCACAACCAUAUCCAGUAGAAGUAGAGAAAAUAGUCGAAAAAAAAGUUCCGGUACCUCAGCCUUAUCUGGUACAUAUUCAAGUUCCGGUUGAUAGAAUCGUGGAGAAACACGUGGCGGUGCCGCAACCAUAUCCAGUCCAUAUUGAAAAAAUUGUUGAGAAGAAAAUCCCAUAUCCUGUUGAAAAACUGGUACCACAACCAUAUCCGGUUCACAUAAACAUACCGCAACCAUAUCCAGUGGAAAAAAUAAUAGAAAAGAAGGUACCAUAUCCGGUUGAAAUAGAAAAAUUUAUUGAACGCAAAGUACCAUAUCCGGUCCCAAUUCAUGUACCUUACGGAAUUCAAUAUGGUGUGAGCUACCAACAAAUUAUGAAGCCUCAACUGCCCAAUCUACAUUCGAUCUAUCAGAGAACGCAGACACCGCUAUAUGGUUUACCAAUCAAAAAUCAAGAAUCGUCAAGCGAUUCCACGUCACAAUUUCAAGGUUACCAGUACAACAAACCCUCCAUAAGUUUCAUAGAAGGAUCGAGCAAUCAUAAUAACAUAAAGCACAAUCACGUUUAUUAUUCAUCUAACACAGUGGCGCCAUCUCACGAUAAAAAGCAUCAAUUAGCUUAUCAAUCCUACGUCAAUCAUCCUUAUUCAGGAGCUCAUAGAAGGCACGCUAUGAGAAUGUCUACGGUCGAAAAAGGUAUCAAGGAUCAAUAUAUUGGUCCAGUACCACCAGAAAGUCCUACCAAUAUACGUCAUUCGAAAAAUUCCCUAGGCAUACAAUCAAAAUCCUUACAAUUUUCUACCACAAUGACAAGAGCGCCGUCUAUCGUCACAACCAGGAGGUUGAGAUCAGAAGCACAUCCUCAGAGUGCCACCGGUACCUUCAGGCAAUCCAAAAUGGAGUAUGGUUUUAAACCACCGAUGGUACCGUCUGUACAAUAUGACGAGAAAACCGCACGCAAAGUGGAGAGUUAAUUCUACGCGAUGAAUGAGGAUUAGAUUCGGAUUUAAGCUGAAGUAGCUCCGUCUCUGUGAGACUCAACCUGCCUGCAUUUCUGCGGGACUGUUCCGAGUGGCAUCACGAGGAUGCAUUAAGUUAUUAUUAAGCUUCACAGAGACAGCAGCUUUACACGACUUUAUUUCAAGGAUUAAACUUAAGUUAGGUUAGGAUAGCUUACCGAUCGCCCUCGAAUAACGUACAGAUAAUACCCUAUAUCCUUAAAUUUUCAAUUCUUUUAGAAACAUAAUCAAUAGUCACAUCGAUAGUAACUUGUAUAUUGUCGUCCAAGGAUAUUUCCAAAUGAUUAAUUCCCUCAUCAUUCAUUUGAUACGAAUAUUCAUCACGCCUCAUUUAUAGUACGUACUAGUACGAUGAGUGUAAGUACUCAUAUUAUUAUUAUAAUUAGUGUAUAUCAUUUUAUAGGAAAGUAACAAUUGUCAAUGUCAGCAUUUAUCACAAUUAUUUAUCCAUUAUCAAUGUGUGUCACAAAGCGAUUAAAUUAUUUUAUAAGAACAUUGUUCUUCUCGCUGUUUUAUAAGUUUUCUGAAUCUCCAUUCUUAUAAAUCAUCAUGAUAGUAUUCGAGUGCUGUAAUCCCACGAGUCAGAUAUUAUCUAUCCGUACUUGCCAUACACGAUAUUUUUUGUAAUUUCUGUGAAGUAAAGUUUGAUUUUAGAAGCAGACGAAUGUAAUAAAAGUGCCCGAUGGCGCCACUAACAGUGCGCACGCGUCAAAAAAGCUCUAUUGCGAAAAAAUUAAGUAUUUCAAAUGUGCGCAUGCGCGAACUUUCUCCUCACAGUUCGGAAAUGGGGCACCUCGCACACUCUCCAUAUGCUUCGAAAAUCAAACUUUCCAAGCAGGUGUUACAAAAAAUUCAUUUUUCUCCUAGAUCUUAUCCUUAAGUAUUAAAAACUCCAAAUUCGUCAAAUUUAUUUUCUUUCCAAUGAAAAAUAGGUAAGAUCGAUUUAUUUAUUUAUCGCUUGAUUCAAACGGUCACACCACGGACCCGAUAUAUCUUUUCGAAAAGUUAGUGGUCCAUAUGGAUCUAUACACCGUGAACUUUUAGAUCAGCCAGCACGAAUAACCUGUAUAGAAAUAGACUGUCAGCGAGGGUCCUGUUGCCAUUUAUACCAGAGUCCAAGGAUCGGCAAAGGCAGGAGUGGUCUAUAAAAGGAUGUGUAUAUGGAUCGCUAUAGUACGUUUAUACUUAGACAGGAUAUCGCCAUAGAUCUCAGAGCUUACAGGAAGUUUACUCUCGUGUACUUGUAUACGAUAUAACUGAAUACCUAUAUAUUCGACUACAUAGAAAUCCAAGCAACCCCUUUGACUCUUUUACGACGACGUAUGGACAGAACGUAGAGGAAUACGUCCUGUGACAUGGUGACAUGCGUCUCACGCCGUUGACUAAUACAUACUAAUACAGUACGAGGUUUGGAAUCGAAACGACGGAAAUUGUCGUAUUUCGCGAAAAUACGGUAAACUGAGAACUCGGAUUGUAAGCGAAAUAUGUCAAGAAUCACGAAAUAUUUUUAAAUAAGGUUUUGAAGAAGAAGAUGGAUAAAAUGAAAAAUUUGAAAUAUAAUACACUGGUAUAUCUUCUGGAAAGAUUGAAUUUGGAGGCUUUUGUCUGGUUAAAUUUUAUUAAUUUUUUUUUUUAGGACGACAUGUCAGUCAGAAAUAAACGUGAUUUUUUAAAUCAUAAUUGAAAUUCUCCAGCUAGGUGUACUACAAUAUAUGAUUAAACAAGAGUGAAUGUAUCUUUAUAUGAAUAAAAGUUGGUGACAUUCUAA